AUGCAGCGAUUCACCAAGAUCGCGCUGACGGUCACGUCGCUCGCGUUGAUCGUCUUGUCUCUGGCGUUCCUCGAAGUCACGGCUCCCGAGUACUCGAUCCGCAACUCGUCACAGUCGAUAUCGGACUUUGUGUCGACCAAACUCGGCCAAGUUUCUGGAAAACAACAACAACAGCAGCAGCAGCAGCAGCAGCACUCGUCAUACCCGCACGGCGAUGAGAUAACACUUCACGACUCCCCCUCCGACUCCUCCAACUCCAACUCCUCCGACUCGGGCUCCGCCUCCGCCUCCUCUUCGGCGGACCGAACCCCGGACGUCGGAUCGAGUGGCUACGACCGGAGAAGGAGGUACGCGUACGCGACCUUCUACUCGUCCCCGGCCAACGACACGCGGCCGCUCGACGAGGACAAGUACUUCACGGCGACGCGGGUGCUGCUGUACCAGCUCCUGCACCACCCGGCGACCAGGUCGACCAACGGCUACCCCCUGCUCGUGCUCGUGCCGAACCACGUCGACGCGCGCAAGACGGACAUCCUCAAGCGCGAGGGCGCCGUCGUCGUCCACGUCGACGUGCUCAACCCGGACGACGCGUCGUGGGUGCACCCGGCCCGCGCCAGCUGGGCCGAACAGUUCACCAAGCUCAGGCUGUUCACCCUGACCGAGUUCGACCGCAUCGCCUUCGUCGACUCGGACAUGCUCCUGAUCACGAGCCUCGACGGCAUGUUCGACGAGGACGUGGUGCAGACGCCCGCGGCCGCGUCGUCGGACGGCGACAAGGUCAGGGCCGACGAGGGCCCCUUGCCGAGGGACUACGUCUUCGUGGGCGUGUCGGACGCCGGCGGGCCGCACCGGGACAGCGUGCCCGACGAGCACGACAACGUCAACGGCGGCUUCUGGGUCAUGAGGCCCGACCCCGUGCUGUACCGCUACUACCUCGGCGUCAUGAACCUGCCGGGCCGCUUCGACGACUCGACCAUGGAGCAGGGCCUGCUGAACUACGCCCACCGCGCCGGCGGGCCCAUGCCCUACCGCCACUUCCAGACCGGCAAGUGGAACAUGAACUGGCCCAGCUACGGCGACGUCGAGCGCGGCGCCGCCAGCGUCCACGACAAGUUCUGGGACGAGGGCAACGCCGGCUGGAUCGACAGGCAGCUGGUCGAGAUGUGGUGGCGCAUGCAGGGGGAGAUGGAGGGCUUCUGGUUCAGGGAGCAACAGGACGGACUGUAUUGA
Messenger RNA from Exophiala spinifera, 1230 nucleotides. RefSeq lists its product as uncharacterized. The record is from RefSeq and is a predicted model, not a curated record. Gene Ontology annotation, molecular function: glycosyltransferase activity. The transcript has a single exon. Lineage: Eukaryota; Fungi; Ascomycota; Eurotiomycetes; Chaetothyriales; Herpotrichiellaceae. The coding region runs from base 1 to 1230 and encodes 409 amino acids. Gene Ontology annotation, biological process: protein N-linked glycosylation.